CUGUAGUCGUGCAGCAGUUGUUGACACUCAAAGUGGAGAGAUUUCUGAGCGAUUUUUACUAUACAGUAGUUUAGUUUCUUUAAGUUUUGAAUCGUGCCGACAUGUUUCUUUAGCGGUCACGUUUUCUAACAAAACAAGACACUGGCGGACAGUAACGUGGUCAGACCUGGUGGUUUUGAAAGUGUAGCCAAAGGGCAGAGCCACCAUGCUGUGCUGGGGGAAUGCCUCCUACGGACAGCUAGGCUUGGGUGGGAUUGAUGAUGAGAUUGUGGUGGAGCCACGAAAAUGUGAGUUCUUUCACGGGAAGCAAGUGUGUGAUGUGGGGUGUGGCCGCAGACACACCGCUUUCCUGCUAGAGGAUGGGACGGUGUACACCUGUGGCUGCAAUGACCUGGGCCAGCUGGGACACGAGAAGUCCAGAAAGAAACCAGAGCAGGUCGUGGCCCUGGAUGCACAGAUCAUCGUGGCAGUGUCAUGCGGGGAGUCCCACACACUGGCUCUGAAUGAUAAAGGACAGGUCUUCUCAUGGGGUCUUGGUUCAGAUGGACAGCUGGGUUUGAACAACUUUGAGGAAUGUGUUCGUGUGCCUAGAAACAUCAAGAGUUUGUCAGAUGUUCAAAUUGCUCAGGUAGCCUGUGGGUACUGGCAUUCCCAUGCACUUUCAAGAGGAGGCCAAAUCUUCUCCUGGGGCCAGAAUCGCUACGGCCAGCUGGGGUUAGGAGCGAACGCGCAGAGCAUUUCCACACCCCAGCUCAUCCAGUCACUGCAGGGCAUUCCCUUUGCUCAGAUAUCAGCAGGCGGCGCUCACAGCUUCGCCCUCACUCUCUCAGGAGCGGUGUUCGGCUGGGGGCGCAACAAGUUCGGUCAGCUCGGUCUCAAUGACUGCAACGAUCGGUGUUACCCGUCUCUUUUGAAGUCUUUGAGAUCACAGAAAGUGAUUUACAUCUCCUGUGGAGAAGAUCACACAGCAGCACUUACCAAGGAGGGCGGCGUGUUUACUUUCGGAGCGGGGGGAUAUGGGCAGCUGGGACAUAACUGCACAAACCAUGAAAUCAACCCGAGGAAAGUGUUUGAGCUCAUGGGAAACGUGGUCACGCAGAUCGCAUGCGGAAGACAGCAUACGCUGGCUUUCACCCCUUCCUCUGGAAAGAUGGAUUCCAUCGGGCUCGGAGGUAACGGCCAGCUCGGUACGCGCUCCACCUGCAACAGAAAAAGCCCCGCGCUGGUCAAAGGGCCCUGGGUUGCCUCCAAUGCCUCAACAGAUGAAGUUGAUCCAGGCUCACAAUGUUUUGUCAAGAGAAUUUAUGCUGGAGGAGACCAGAGCUUUGCUCACUAUCGUACUACCAAUAACCUUGAGAAUGCAGAUGAUGUGACGAUACAGGAUCUCCAAAGAAAGAUUUGCACCUUGAAAGAGGAAAUCAUACAAAAGUGGCUGAACUACUCGCCUGGGAGACUCCCGCUCGAAGUGUCCAAUGAGAUUGACCUCGUGUUCUCUUCAGCAAGCUGCCUCAAUGGAUCUUUCUUGUCAACGAGUCAUCCAGAUCACUACAGUACCAGCAGCAAAUGUUCAGGGGUGGACAUGAACAUGGCUCGCCUGCUGUUCCACAGACUAAUUCAACAGGAUCACCCGGAGGUCACUCAGCAGAUUGCAGCCAGUCUGGAGAAGCACCUAAUCCCAAGGCUGAGCAGCUCUCCUCCAGACAUCGAAGCCCUGAGACUCUACCUCACUCUCCCAGAAUGCCCUCUGUUCAAAGACCGGAAUAACUACGUCACACUCACCAUCCCCUUCGCCAAAUCGGUCAUCAGCCUGAAAGAGGCUCCGCUGAAGGUGUUGGGAAACUGGUGGUCCACGUUUGAGCCGCCAGUCUUCCAGCGGUUGGUUGAGCUCUUUAAGGAAGUUGUGGUGUACCUGCUGCAAAUGAACAAGGUGGGCAUUCCCUCGGUGGAGCAGAGGAUCUUCACCUGCUUCCUGGACACAUCGCUGCGACUCCUGGAGCUCCUAAAUUCGGUGAACGAAAGAGGAGCACACAUCAUUCAGUACGACAAAUUCUACAUUCACGAGCUGGAUGACCUGAUUGACAUCAGAAACGACUACGUCACAUGGAUUCAGAGGCAGAUGUACCCGAUGGUGAGGCAGCUGCUGAACGUGCUUCUUUCAGACUUGAUUUUUUUAUUUGUUUUUGCUUUUUGGCGUCCACAGGGUCAUGACGGAGUGGUGACUCUGUGCAAGUAUCCCUUUGUGUUUGACGCCCCCGCAAAGACGACACUGCUUCAGACCGACGCCGUCAUACAGAUGCAGAUGGCGGUGGACCAGGCACAGAUGCAAAACUUGAGCUCCAUGUUCCUCCCAGCGGUGGAGUCUGUCAAUCCGUGCCUCAUCCUCAUCGUCAGGAGAGAAAAUAUAGUGGGAGACACCAUGGAAGUCCUGAGGAAGUCCAAAAAUGUCGACUACAAGAAGCCCCUCAAGGUGAUCUUUGUGGGAGAAGAGGCUGUUGAUGCAGGCGGCGUGAGAAAAGAGUUCUUCCUCCUGAUCAUGAAAGAACUGCUGGAUCCCAAAUACGGGAUGUUUCGCUACUAUGAGGAGUCGAGGCUCAUCUGGUUCUCAAGCAAGACUUUUGAGGACUUCGACUUGUUCAACCUCAUCGGGGUCAUCUGUGGGCUGGCCAUCUACAAUCUGACCAUCGUGGAGCUCAACUUCCCCGUGGCACUUUACAAGAAGCUUCUGAAGAAGAAGCCGACGCUCGAUGACCUGAAAGAGCUCCGACCAGACGUGGGAAGGAGUUUGCAGGAGUUACUGGACUACCCAGAAGAUGACCUUGAGGAAACCUUCUGCCUCAAUUUCACAAUCACAGAGGAGAACUACGGCGCCACAGAGGUUCUGGAACUUGUACCCAAUGGGGAAGAAAUCAAUGUCAAUAAGUCAAACAGGCAUGACUUCGUCAACGCCUACGUGGACUACGUCUUCAACACAUCGGUGGCGCCGCUGUUUGAGUGCUUCUAUGCAGGAUUCCACAAAGUGUGUGGUGGAAAGGUUUUAGAGCUGUUCCAACCAAAUGAACUGCAGGCCAUGGUCAUUGGCAACACCAACUACGACUGGACAGAGCUCGAAAAGAGUACCGAAUAUAAAGGAGAGUACUGGACGGAUCAUCCAACCAUCAGGCUCUUUUGGGAGGUGUUCCACGAACUUCCUUUAGACAAGAAGAAGCAGUUUCUCUUGUUCCUCACAGGAAGCGACCGUAUCCCCAUCCUGGGCAUGAAGAGCCUGAAGCUGGUGAUCCAGCCCACCGGUGGAGGGGAGCAUUACUUACCUGUCGCCCACACCUGCUUCAACCUGUUAGACCUGCCCAAGUACACGAGUCGAGAGACGCUCAGCGAGAAGCUUCUGCAGGCCAUAGAUCACAAUCAAGGCUUCAAUCUUGCCUAAUGAUGCACAGAAAUGCCAAGAAACCCCCCACUGGACUGUUGACUGCAACCACAUUCCCAAAUGUUUGAUUUUGAAGAUUUUCCAGUGUGAACUGUGUGGUGAGAAUUGAACAGUGGUUAUAAAUAUGCAGCCAGAGAACAACUGCUGAAGAGGAAUGUCUUGACUUUCAAAUGAAAAUUGACGGAUUUUUACAGCUUUUUCUUUACUAUCAUAUUUCAUGCAAGAUUAUAAAUCAAUCCACAUUUGAUUUUGCUCCUAUAGAUACGUAGACAUGUUUUAUUCAUGCUUGGAUAUGACAUGACGGAGCAAACUACCUGUAAACAGCACAGGGGGUUGCAUACAGUAACACACUCCUGUAAAAUGCAAUGACAUGCAGUAGCAUCUCUCUGAACAUAACAGAACUGCUUUUGUGUUAUGCUGAUUGACAACAAUGACAUAAUCUAAAUGAGGGGUAAAGAAAUAAACAGUUUAUGUAUGACACUCAACAAAAAUCCAUUUUUGGUAGUUUGUCCUUCAUGGCUACAGCCGUUAAUCACACUGGAUUUUACAGGAGUUGAAAUUGUUGCAGCUACAUCUUGUGCAUGAAUAUCUAGACAAUGUAAGCUUUUUUUCCAGUUGUGACUUCUGAGAGCUGUGUGAAUCGUUUGCUUUAGAUGCUGAGUGGAUUUUCUCGGCUGAAUGCCUUAAAUAAUCCACAAACCAACAAAGUGCAGUGACUUGAAUAAACUAGUUACUUUGGGGGUAAGGUAAGAAA
Messenger RNA from Salarias fasciatus (jewelled blenny), 4178 nucleotides. RefSeq names its product HECT and RLD domain containing E3 ubiquitin protein ligase 4 (gene herc4). The transcript has 23 exons. The record is from RefSeq and is a predicted model, not a curated record. Gene Ontology annotation, molecular function: ubiquitin protein ligase activity. Gene Ontology annotation, biological process: ubiquitin-dependent protein catabolic process; protein ubiquitination. The coding region runs from base 206 to 3424 and encodes 1072 amino acids. NCBI's taxonomy places the organism in Eukaryota, Metazoa, Chordata, Actinopteri, Blenniiformes, Blenniidae. Gene Ontology annotation, cellular component: cytoplasm.